Molecule: messenger RNA, 1163 nt
Organism: Racocetra persica
Lineage: Eukaryota; Fungi; Glomeromycota; Glomeromycetes; Diversisporales; Gigasporaceae
Source: the annotation of a GenBank genome assembly
AAAAUAUGGAUUCAGGCGCUUAUAGAGAUGACUGGAGACGUUACGAAGAUUGGAAAGAAAACAUAAAAGCAAAUAAAAAAGUAAAGCAGAAGAAACGAGAAGUUCACAUCAAAUUUCAUGCUCAGUUAGAUAAUGAUCUGAUUGAUCAACAUGGGAAUAGGUCAUAUAGUGGAAGCGAAUCCGAACGGAAUAGUGAAUAUGAUGUCCUUAAUUUACCUCAAGAGAAGAAACAAGCAUCUUACCCCAGGAUUCGUAAAAGAACCAAUGAGCAUUUGAAUGAUAAUGAUGUCCAAUCUGUUUUUAUAAACACAAAGGGUUUUCCCGCUUUAAAAGAAUACUGUGAAAUAUUAAGACAAUUAAUGAAUAAUCAUCUUGAAGAAGAUUCCCAACUUGGGAGACACCUUUUCCAACUACUUGCUUGGUCAGUCGUUGAUAAUACACAACAUCAAAAAAUGUGGGAUGCUAUUCCAAUUCUAAAUAGAAUUUUAAAAGAGGGUAAAAUAGAAACGGUACAAUCAAAUUUCAUAAGCAUAGUACAACGCUGGUUGGGCUCGGAGCCCGCUUAUUUCGCUAUUGAUGCACUAACGGCUCUGUCAGCAUUGACAUCACUCUUACUAUUCGUACCUUCACCAGUUCGCCCCGGCGCCCAUCCCUCUGAAAAUCAUCUUAAAUCUCAGUUAUGGACUAAGAUCCUAUCGGAUGCAUUCACUCUUAAUACUGAUUCCUUUAACCCUAUAUGGGAACUUCACCAUCAAGUAUCUGCUAGUAGUGGAAGAGGAUCUGCUAGGUCAGAUUUUGCGUGUAUUAUUACUUCUCCUAUCACAAAGGAGCAGUACCCCUUUUUUAUCUUAGAAUUUGAAGUUGAUGGCAUACAGAUCCAUAAAGACUUUGCAGUAGUUGUUUCCGAGGCAGUUCAUGCUCUAAAUCGCAUAAUCUCAGCGCGUGUAAUUUUAGAAUCGGAAAUUUCCUUAGCCCAAAUGCACGUUGCUUUAGUAAAUAAUGCUCACAUACGGUUCGGAUUAUUAAGGCCUUUUUAUCACCAAGAACGUAAUGAAAUCAUAUACAUUUAUGAUCAGAACGUUAGGUGUUUUGACCUACAAUCAGGCUGCACUGCAAAUGACAUCGAAAAUAUGUUCAAUUUGAUCGUUUAUUUAAGACAAGUG